This is a messenger RNA of Alternaria atra, 831 nucleotides long. RefSeq lists its product as uncharacterized. The record is from RefSeq and is a predicted model, not a curated record. NCBI's taxonomy places the organism in Eukaryota, Fungi, Ascomycota, Dothideomycetes, Pleosporales, Pleosporaceae. The coding region runs from base 1 to 831 and encodes 276 amino acids. The transcript has a single exon.
AUGUCGUCCUCGGCAGCCGCUUCCUUAUCCACUGUAUGGCUCGCACCUCCUCCAGGCCUUGUUGCAUCUCCACACAACCCUACAAUCGAACUUGCAUCUAUCGCUAUCAGUGCCAUACUUGCCAGCAUCGUCGUUGUACUUGUCGCCGUCAUGCUGAGCAAAAAGAACAAAGGCAACUUCAUUGAUGAUACAAGCGAAGCCACGCAAUCAGAGCAAGCGGACAAGCGCCUUACGAUUAGUGGGCCUUUGGAAGACAUACUGAGGCGGAACAAUGCAACAGAGCAGCCCGUACCAAGACUAUGGUCAGGGUUUUCUAGUUCCAAUUCAGACAUCGUCAGAAGAGACCUUGAAGACGAUGGCGAGCAAGCAGCAGCAGCAGCAGCAGCAACAAUAACAGCAACAAGUAGAAGAGCCUUUGAACUCGCCAACACACCAGCUCGUACACCAAACAUCUUCCAUAUCACCGCACCAUAUGUCCCAUACCCCAUCGAGCUCGAUGUCCUUCCCCGCUCACCCUUACCAGCCCACCAGCCGCUUACGCACAAUGUUCGCCCGCUGCCACCCCCAGUCCCACAGCGUGGUAACUAUAACGGCAGUAGUAGCGGGAAUAAUUCGCAUCUACAGCCACCUCCGAUGCAUACUGCUCAUCGCCAUCCGCAUUCCGACUUCGGCGACGAUAGUACGAUGGUUGGUGAUAAAGCAGAAGUUGAGACUCUGCGCAGCGAUCUGAGUUUCCUGAAUACCGACUCUGACAGUGCGUCGUAUAAUGAGGGGCAGUGGAUACCGAUGGACAACAAGGCGGUUGGUUUGCUGGGCAGGCACUGGGAAUGA